Limulus polyphemus (Atlantic horseshoe crab) is the source of this 3484-nucleotide messenger RNA. RefSeq lists its product as uncharacterized. The transcript is spliced from 2 exons. The record is from RefSeq and is a predicted model, not a curated record. NCBI's taxonomy places the organism in Eukaryota, Metazoa, Arthropoda, Merostomata, Xiphosura, Limulidae. The coding region runs from base 193 to 1749 and encodes 518 amino acids.
CUGAAACAUGAUUUAUUGAGUAUUGUUAUUUAUUUGUACAGUUGAAGGAUAGAUGGCAGGACCUGGAACAGGAUUUAUUGAGUAUUGUUAUUUAUUUAUUUAUUUGUACAGUUGAAGGAUAGAUGCCAGGACCUGGAACAGGAUUUAUUGAGUAUAAAAAGAACAAAAAAGAGUUUGCAGACUGUAGAGAAAAUGGCAAAGGCUGACCACAGUGAAAACAUAGAGAAAACAACAAAAGCUGACGACAGUGACGACAGCGACUUUAUAGCCACAGAUUCCGGUCGCCACAGCUUCCAGGCUGAGGAUGAAAAUGACCAACCAGAUAAUGAAGAAAUAUUGAUUGACAUCCCAACGAUCCGCCCACCGGUAGGAUUUCGAUCUCCAGUUGAUGAAGAAUACUUGAGUGAAAACCUUAAACUACAGAAAGAACCCCAGAAUCCAAGUCCAGCUAUAGAUUGUUAUUCAUCAAAGCCGGACUCUGACCUAGACUGGACUUACCCCAAAAUACCUAAAGUAAAGAUUAUACACUCUAAUUUUGAAAGUAGUGAAAAAUCCAUUAAAAGAGCAGCUGAUAAAAAUGAAUGGCUUCCAGAAAAAGAAAUGGAGCUUUUCCAGAAUAAGGAAACUCUUAGAAGAAGUUAUCGCUCCUUCAAUAGGCAUACAGGAAAAGAAUACAAUUCUUCACCAAACGGUAGAAGAUACCAACAAAAGAGAAACCCCACUCUCGAGAAACGACACCGUUCUUUAGAACGCACUGACAUCCGUUGUCAUAGAAACCAAAGGAAAGAAAGCCGAUCAGUUGACAGGCUCGACUUGCGAGAUGAUCUGCACCAUACAAUCAGUAAAGGUUCAGAAGAUCGUGAUUUUAUUAACGAACAAAACAAAGGGGAGACACAUAACCACGAACAAGAAAACUACGAUAACAGCGAGCUGUGUGAAAGAAAAAUUGGAAUAAUUGAAACCGAUUUCAAUGAAUUUGGGGACAGCUCUAAUGUAAGCUCUGCCGACAGACAGACCAAUGGUGUUGGUGCAAAAAUAAUCUCAAGCAACUGUGAGAGUGGGUACUCUGAUGGAAUGGUCCGAAGCAGUCCACUUCCAAGUCCAGAAGAGAAUGAUAAGCAUUGGGAGAACGUGUACAAUUUUCUUCCGGAUAAUUCGAACCAACUUAGAAAACCGGAUAAAAAAAAGGUUUGGGAUAUUUUUAAUGUUGGUUUAUCAGAAGCUACAGAACGGCAUGGAGGAUCCAUUGACCUCAGCUAUAAAAUUAGUAAUUCUGAUGAACUUGGAGAGAGAAGGCUUGAAACUGUAGUAGAGGAGAAACCUGAUUGGAAGAACGAUGACCCAAUUGUGGGAAACGUCGACAGACCCUCCACGAGUGUCUGGAACGAAAAAGAAGUGAAAUAUGUUGAUUCUUCUGGUUUUUUCUUUAGACCAAACACCACUUUGUUUGGCUCUUUGCUUGAUGUAGAAUCAAGCCAAGUCCAGACGGCAAACAAGACUUUACUAGAGGAGCCCAUCAGGCCAGUCACCAAGAUGUUCCCAUUACCUGUUGCGUACAGAAAUAACUUGUUAUUACGUAGAAAGUUUAACUCUGACCUUUACUCCGGAGUAGAGAAAACCACAGAUGCCACGUGUAGUCUUUAUGACACGUGCAACAACGACGAGAACCAUGCUCCAACAGAUAGCAUUAGUGCACUCGUACAUCGGGAAAUUACAGAGGCUGUGAAAGAGAUGAAUGGCUGGUUGUGACACUGCAAUAUUGUCCUCUAGUGUUAAGAGUGAGAACUAAUACUCGUAAAUCGGUGUAUAAGUGCAUCUUAUUAUUAUAUUUCAUCAUUAAGUUUUUUUUGUUGUUGGUCACACAACAUAUAAUAUCCAGUUCCCCGUUUUCUCUUACACGAAUCACAAAUUCAGUUAAAAUUUAUUUUUUACGUAGAGUUAAGGAUUGACAGAAGAAUUGAAAAUAUAAUUCCUGGUUAUUUCCAACGAGAUACGAUUUGUCGUAUUCUUCACUCUUUAAACUGGUGUUAACUUAUAGUAGCAUUGAUGUAUUAUAGGCUAUUGUACUUAUUUUCGUUAUAGCACACAACACGCCCUAGAUAUUUGAACAGCUCAUGCUCAUCCCACAGUGAGGAUGGCAACCCACAACACUCUGGAUGCUCAGAUGUAAAGAGGUCAGAUCUAUAGCUUUAAACACACACUUUGGAUGUUCAGAAUUAAAACAGCGAAUCAAAAUACUGAAACCUACCACAUUUUUGCCAUAGUUUUAAUUUAAAAUACAAUAGUAUAAAUAUUCGAUUACUUUUUGUAUUCGCAUACAAAGAAAAUUAACAGAAAUUUUAAAUCAUUGUGUGCGCGUGUCAGCUUGUAACUGGCGAACCGUUGGACCGAUUAUCGCCAAACUUGUAAUGUAAUCUUAGCCCCCUCCCCUACGGAAGUGAUAUGGGGGGUCUGGUGUUGGGAUCUGACCUCCUUUGUCUUCUUCGUGCGUUUUGUCCACGUAUAACUGUUAAACCGAUCAUCGGUGAGUGACAUGGGUGAUCGGCGUUCGGACCUGACCCUUAUGUCACCCCAGUUGGUUCCUAUGGUUUUCCCGUGUGUCAGCGAGUAUUAUAAUAUUAAUGUGUUGUCAGCCGUUAAAAUUAUGAACUCAUUUCUACAAUGUACUUAAAAUUAUAAAUAUUACUUAAAGACGAAUCACUUUGUUGUUGCAUCUAAAUCAUUAAAACUAAAUUAACUACACGUUUCGUAAAAACCCUCGUUGUCACUUUUAAUACCAAUUUACUUUAUCGUUUCUAAAUAAAAUAAAAUCAAGUAAUUUUUGUAUGUAUUCUGAAUGUUUAUCUAAAACAAAGCAAUAGAGACAAACGUCAACUUUAUGGUUGUCUGUGCUUCCCCCUGGCGAAGUAAAAUUAUCAUUGAAAGCCCUCUAGUGACGUUCUUUAGAAACAAUAUUUGGUUGUAUUGUAAUCAGGCUUGUUGCUCCUUUACAAUCUGUCAGGUAAAUGACUUAAAACAAGGUAGAAAAAAUGAUAAUUGUUACACUUUAUCCAAUCUUCUACACAACUAUCAACAUACUAACUUAACCAAUAAAUGCAUCGAAUCAAAAUGAUAGAAAUAGUUCAUUUCGAUUGAAAGACUCGUGCAUCAAGUGAACUCAAAAUAAACGUUUCACUGAACAUAAUGUAUUUCAAGAUGUCUAUUACUACAUUAGAAGCAACUAAAACAAUCGUUUAAAAUGUUGUUGUUUGCAUUUUUAAAUCUCAGUCAAUUAAUGGUCAACAUUUUACAGGUCUUGUAAUAUUGGAUGGAUGAGUGGAUCUGUGGAUUAGCAUGCACAUUUACGGGAUCGAUCAAAAUAACAAUCCACAUUUAAAUUUCAAAAUGCUCAUAUUAAAUAGUCUCAGAAUGGGGGGAUCAAGGGAAUUUUGGAGGUUUUUAGGAUCGGUCGUACCGAUAUACAUGUAAAUGACUUGAAAAUAAA